GCUGCUUGUGUUUUUAGUGCUUUCGUGUACUCUGGAGUGGAAAAGGAAAUCUUCGUUUCGCUUUUCCUAUUUCCUCACCGGUGCCCUCCUCCCUGUGGAGCCGAAGCCUCCUGGAGCAGCGCUGGCCCGCGGACGCUUCCGCGCCGGAGAUGCUUUCUUGUUCCUCAGCAGUACUUAGUUCCUGGAGGCAUCCUUAAGUGCGCAGAUACAGACCGACCUUAGGCCUUCUCCAGGGACGAAGACUCCCUCAGCGAGCGUCCUUAGGGUCCCGAGUGUAGCGGCAAGCUUUCCGGGAAUCAUUUCCGUGAAAACAAUUGAUUUGUAACACUUUGCCUUCUAAAGAAAGAAAAGCGGAGGGGCGAGGUGUGGGGGAUGUGCACGAGCUUGAGGUGCAUGUGACAGGCGGGCUGCAAAAGCUGCUUCGGCGGUUGCAUUUCUCUGCUGAAUGUAUUAGCAGGUUUAUGCAUUGGUAACGUGCGCGUAUGUUAAGGUUUUAGUUACUGUUUAUUUCCCACUGUACAGUCGGAUUCUCGUUUACUAAUCCAAUAAAGAAAAUUGCUAAGACCGGUAAAGAAAUUGCUAUUUGUUUUGAAAUGCUAGGACAAAAGUUGACCUGGAGGGGAGCGCACAUGAAUUCUUAAACUUAAGUGAAAUGGUAUUUUGAAGCCAGACUUACUUUCUGUUAAUGAGCACACUUAAUAAGAGUUCAGUAAACUUAGUAUGCUUUUGCACAGCAGUGUCAUAGCAAAUAAACACAAUAGCAUGUGCUUUUUAUUAAUUAUAAAACGUUUCUUGCUGUCCUUAGGACCAAGGAAGUGAACGCUCAAUGUGGAGGGGGACUGACAUAUUUGGAGGGAAAUGGGAACAUAUACAGUAAUUAAAGAGUGAAAUCAUAUUUGACGGUCCAUUUUCUUACAGUUACUUGUGUUCAUGUGUAUGUGUGCUUGUGCAUGACGUGGCCCGAUUACAGGACGAGGGAAGAACACAGAACACAAAAUAACAACACAGACGCACAAGGAUGUGACAAAUGACUCGAGUGACCAAUGCACCAGUCGCUUUAUUUUUAUAUCCCCUAGACCCAAGGGCUCCUUGCUGACCCUCCACCACCUGACAAGAGUACCUGGACUGUUGGAUCCAGUGCACUGUGUCUGCCCAAGAAGAGAGACAUUAGAUCUACAAGUCAACUAAUGGACAAUUAGUAACUCACCUACUAGUUAAGAUUUCUGACAUUCAGAACAACUGUCUUUUAAUACACUGCUACUGUAUCAAGUCAACAAUGAAUUGGAAUGCAGAACCAGAGAGUGCUAUAUUACCAUCACAGUAUCCUAAAAGCCAGUCAUCUUUUUUGCAGCAGUCUUUAAUAAACCAAUUUACCACAACAUCUCACAACUCUUUCGGCUCUCCUGGAAAUAAUCAAGAAGCAUGCAUGUAUCCCAAUAAUUCAAAUCCAAUGCCACAGCCACUGCUGAAUAUCCAAAAUUGUCCUCAACCAAUCCCUGUUUCUAAUAUAAAUAAUGGGACAGCUGUGGACUCACAAACUUCAUUAGAAAGAAUAACAUUUGGAAAUGUUAAAGGACCCAAACAACUAAGUCACAAUUUACAAAUAUCUUCAGGAGUUACACAAAAUGUAUGGUUGAACUCAACAAUGAGAAAUCCUGUGCUUUCUCAUACAGGGGCAGCUGUAUCUCAUCAAGCUGAUUUUGCAACUAAUGUACCCAAUAUGCAUGCACCACAGAGUCAACUUGUAACUUAUAAUUCUAUGCGACUGCAAAUGAUCCCUUCCAAUUCUCUAAGAGUUCCUAUAACUUACCGAGGAAAUCAGGGACUUAACCAAUCUUUUUCAGAGCGAAAGGUUGACUGGACACAACAGUAUGCAUCUAAUGGACUGAGUUAUCCAGAUUAUAGACCACUUCCAAAGCAAUACUGUUAUGCACCACAAAAACUUUUGCAAGAUACUAAUAUUCAGAAGCGAAACCCUAUGCCAUCUACAUCAUUACAUGUUAAAAAUAGUCAGCUUCCAAAUUCUGCCCUGACUUUACAGUCAAAGGAGACUUCAGCUGUACCCUCUCAGCAAUAUGCCACUCAACUUGAUAAAAGACUCCCUCGUCCUCCUCCUCCUCCUUAUGACUGUAGAUACAGAAGCCAGCCUUUGCAAAGUGCUCCGUAUGUUCUUAAACAUGUGUCUGUGGAAGUUCCUCAGAGUCAAAAAAUGCACUCAUCUGAAAUAAGGACAGAGUCUAACAGAGACUUUCAACAACAGUGGCAAAACUCUAAUGAAAAUGUCAGCACAAUUGGAAAUUUCUGUAAUGUGAAACUAAAUGCCAAUGUCAAACAGCCUUUUAAUGAACCAGUUAAAUCUUCUGUGGAUGCUGUUCAGACUCUUAAUCAAAAUAAUCAAGAGAAAAGAAUGGAUUCUUGUAAUCCAACUUCGAAUCAAGUUUUGGAUACAAGUGUCACAAAAGAAAAGCUAGUGAGAGAUAUUAAAACAUUAGUAGAAAUGAAAAGGAAGUUUUCAGAACUUGCGAGGAAAAUUAAAAUCAAUAAAAAUAUUUUGAUGGCAGCAGGUUGUAUUAAAAUGAGUGAUACCUCUUAUAAUCAACCAGCCCAAAAUUCUGAAUUGUCCCUGAAAGAACAAACUGCUAAAAUUCAGUCUGGACUACAGAUAACCCCAGUAAUUCCAGAGAUUGCAGGGGGACAGUCGUCAACAAUAACAGAAUCUACAGAAACAAGUAAAACACACUGUGCAUUAAAUUCCAACAUUCAAGAAAUCAAUUGCAGAAAGUUUAACCAAGCCAGUUCUGUUGUGCUAAAUUCUGUCUGUUCGGAAAAGUUGCCAAUGUCAGCCCAGUGUCAUGAUUGGAAAGUUCCGACGUCUUCAAAGACGUCAACUGUCGAGAGGACCCAGGCAACAUUGAAUAACACUGAACUUUCUUCAGAAAAUUCUGUCCAAGUUGAACUAAAUAUGCCAGCAAUUUGUGAGACAAUAUCUGUUCCACAAUCUGCAUCAUUUGAGGAAUAUGCUUCAAAACUUUUAAAUAAAAAUAGGCUACUUCUUAAUUUGCUUACACAAGGAGAUAAUAUUGAGAAGAAAUUAUUAAAAGAUGAUAGUAGAGCUAUUCAGGAUUCUAAAGUAGACAAUUGUGAAAUGAAUCUGAAUGCUCAAAUCACUGGUAACCAACUGACCUUGAAAACUACAGAAACGUCAAGUACUUCUAAUGUAAUUGCCAGGAUUUCAGACAGCUGGGAUUGCAUGGAGGAUGAAUCCUCAACAAAAGGAAUGUCUGAUAAAAGUAACAGUGAUUAUUGCAUGGAAUUGCUGGCAACAUGUCUUUCUCUAUGGAAAAAGAAACCUUCAGAAACUACACAGGAAAAACAGUGUAAUGAGUCAAAAACAAACAGAACAGCAGUUGGAAUUUCAAAGCCUGCAGACAUCUCUGUUAAGAGUCUUUGUUCAGUUGUGGGAAAUUCUCAGAAUAAAAUAGUUAAUCCCCCACAAGAAACAGCUUUGUCAAUGGUAGUGCAGAAUUACGAGUCUUCAGGGACAACUAUAACAAAGGGAACAGAACUUCAGAUCGCUGUAGUAUCACCCUUAGUUCUUUCAGAUGUCAAAACAUUGUCUGUCAAAGGAAUAGCACCUGAAGCUUUACCUGAAACAGUAUAUCCAGUUAUUAAAGAAGGCAGUGUUUGUACUUUACAAAAUCAAUUGGCAGAAUAUACGACAGUAAGUCCUACUUUGAGAGUUGAUGUUAAUGGACCAGUAGCAAGUACAACAUCAACCAAGAUUUUCCCACUAACUCAUAAGGAGAAGGAUAAUGAGUCAACUAUUGGUAAUUCACAAGACACACCUAACAUCAGUCAAGGAAAGUAUAACAAAUCAGAAUCAGAUAUCUAUUCUCUUGUGAGUGAUAAACAAACCUUGUAUAAAUCAGGAGAUAAUAGUGUUGUCACUAGUGAUAUAUUACAGAUUGACAAUAUCUGUUCUCUUGUUGAAGGUGAUGUCUCUUACAACUCCCAAAUAGCAAAGAUAUUCAACUCUCUACCUGUGAAAAAGGUUGAGCCACAAAAACCUCUAUCCAAUCAGGAAGGGAUUAGUAAUGGAGAACAAAUAGAGCAAAUAAAUAACAUCACUGAAAAUAAAGACUUUGAUUUUCAAAAAGAUAAGCCAGCACUGUACACAGAUGUUUCUGCUAAAAUGACUGAUCUGUCAAAGUCAGAGCAGCUUCUGGAGUCGUCAUCUUUUAAUAAUCCUGAAGCAAAUAGAGGCGCUCUAGAGGAAAGCAAUGUGGCUCAUACCGUGGAGAAAGAAAGCACAGUUGAUAAUAUGUGUUCUUCAGCUGCUGGUCAGCAGGAUAUUUACCCUCAGGAAAUUGAUGUCUCCAGCACUUAUACUGCCCAAGAGCCUGCAAGAAAUGAGAUUGACGACAAUAAGACAUCUGCCUUAUACCUACAUGAUCAGCUGUCAGAACUGUUAAGAGAGUUUCCUUAUGGCAUUGAAGCUAUAAACAGACAUGAAGGUUCUGUGGGCCAACAGAUGACCAACCAGAUCUCAGAAGAUCAGACUGGUGAUAAUGCCAGUUGUGACUCCAAAGACUCAACAGAUCAAAUACAAAUUACAAUUUUAAGCUCAGAGCAAAUGAAAGAAUUAUUUCCUGAACAGGAUGAUCAACCUUGUGUUGGAGACAAAUUGGCAGAACCUCAAAAAGAAAAGCCUACUGCAGAAGUAGGUGACCAGAGUGACCCCCAAACACCUGCAAAAGGAGAAAAUCGUGAUUCUCCAAUAGUGGACUCAGAGAAAGAUGAUGUCCGUUGCUGUGCACUGGGUUGGCUGUCUAUGAUGUAUGAAGGGGUACCCCAGUGUCAGUGUAAUUCUACUUCAAAAGAAGAGAAAGGGAAAGUACAGUGUUUGCCUUUGAAGACCAACAGUAAUAAUCAAGGGGAGAGAACCUCUGUUAGAGAUGUGCCUAUUGCUGAAUUUAAUAGUCUUUCAAAUAAUCCAAAGACUCCACUGACUCUUACGGAUGAGAAAAAUCAUUUUCCUGAAAUACAAAACAGCAAUAUAAAAGAUACAUCUGAAACAAAACAUAAUAGCCUCGUAAGGAAGGAACAAGAAUUAACUGGUCCAUUUUCCUCUAAAUGUGAUAAACUAGUUUCCUUGCAAAAUCAUGAAAAUAAAUCCCUGAGAUUUCAUGAGGUAACCUUUCACUCUAGUAAUAAAACAGCAUUUUACAAACAAACUUCUCAAGAAAGCCUGCAGAAGAAACAUGUAACACAAAACUUACGCCCACUAAAAGCGAAGACAGUUUUAUCAAUAAAUAAAGAUCUGUAUAAGAAGAAUGGUUCUUCAGUACAGUUAGUAUCACCAGAAAAGAAAAACUCAAAAUUUAAAGCAGGUGGCUUCAAACAAAAGUUUCUGGAAAAAAGGAAGUUAGACCAAGGGAGCAUACGUGACACGGAGGUAAAGAAGAAGAAACAUGAUAAACAGGAGCAGAAUAAAACUGUUGGAGCCACAUUUAAAUUAUGUGAUUUUUUGUCAAACCCAAAUGAAAGAGCCAGUGUUAAAGAAAAGACCGAGUCAAAUACUAAGUCCUCAGACCCGAAGGCUAGUUCAUCUAAACGUGGUAGAGUUCUAACUGUGGAGGAGUAUUUACAAAGGCAGAAGCAUAAAGAAGCAAUGAGUAAUAAAGCAUCAGAGAGAAUCCAUCUGAAAAAUGUACCAUGCAAUUCUGAACACUCGAGAUCUGGGAAGCUUUCUGUACAAGUUGGGAGUUGUGAGAAAUCAAAUGAGAGACACAAUAUCAGUGUACACACCUCUAAAGAAUCAUUAAAUAUUUCUACAAGCCAUGGUAAAAACCUCAAAGUCCACCAUUCCACAGAGUCUAAAACAUGCAACAUUUCAAGGAAUGUUAGAGGAGCAGUUGAUGGAAAGCAGCCUGACAAAAUGUGGAUUGAUAAGGCCAAAUUAGGCAAAAAAUUAACCAAUGUAAAUAGUGAAGUUCAGUUUGGCCAAAUGCCUCUGCAAGCAAAGGAACAAAAGAAAUCAUACCUGAACAGAGUUGCAUUUAAAUGCACUGAACGUGAAAGCAUUUGUCUCACCAAAUUAGAUAAUUCACCUAAGAAGCCUAACAAAAAUAAAGAGAAGACAGAGGAAAAUAAACCUAAGACCCUUUUACCUGUGAAAGAUGCUACGGAAAAACCAGGCAUGCUCCAGUUUAAAUUGUGCCCAGAUGUACUGUUGAAGCAUACAAACUCUGUUGAAGAUAAAAAGGAUCUUAAGCCUCGUCCUAGGAAGGAGCAAGCACCUGUGCAAGUUUCAGGAAUAAAAAGUACAAAAGAAGACUGGUUAAGAUGCAAAAGUGUGAAGAAAAGGAUGCUGGAGGACACUGAGAAAAUAGAUAACAAUGUAAAUUCAAGACACUGCAAGAGAAGCUUCAGUGUAGAUGGAUUGGAGAUGCUACAAAAUCCAGUAAAAGAUUCAAAAGCAAUGUUUCAAACCUACAAACAGAUGUACCUGGAGAAGAGAAGCAGAAGCCUUGGUAGCAGUCCGAUAAAGUAAUUACGAGACGUUCUGUAGUUGCCACGUUUGUGUCAUUUUCUGUUCGGAAUACUUUGCUGGAAAUAUCUCAGAGCUGCCACAGUAAAAAUUUCUCUGUCAAAGUUUGGUCCCACUUCAGUUAUGUAUUCCAUUGAAAUUGCUUAAUUAAAAUGGCUUGAGAACUUUGUGGGUAAGCAGACUUAAGAAAUAGAUAGUAUUUGGCAGAGAAGCCAUAAGGUAUUUGAACUUCUACAUUAUUGAACCAAGUUUACCAUUAUUUUGAGAGGAAUACUUUCUACAGACCUACUUUUGAAAUGCUGACUAUCCACCUUGAGGGAAGAUUGUUCCUCAGGUAGCAACUUGUUUAUUUAACUGGGACUGUACAUAUAUUUUUGUUUUUAAGCUACAUUAACAAAACUUAUUUUUCAAAAAUGCCCACUGUGAAUGUCAGAUUAUAUUCUUAAGUAUUUUGUACCUAACUGUAAACUUUUUUUCAGAAGUCUUGUUUUAUACUUGUUAAACUGAAUACAAUUUUUAGAUAAUGUUUUAACAUUACUUUUCAUACUUGAAAUAAACAUUUAUUUUUUAAAAAACUAA
Molecule: messenger RNA, 7129 nt
Organism: Microcebus murinus (gray mouse lemur)
Lineage: Eukaryota; Metazoa; Chordata; Mammalia; Primates; Cheirogaleidae
Source: RefSeq, a predicted model, not a curated record